Messenger RNA from Monoraphidium neglectum, 1875 nucleotides. RefSeq lists its product as hypothetical. The transcript is spliced from 6 exons. Lineage: Eukaryota; Viridiplantae; Chlorophyta; Chlorophyceae; Sphaeropleales; Selenastraceae. The record is from RefSeq and is a predicted model, not a curated record. The coding region runs from base 1 to 1875 and encodes 624 amino acids.
AUGGCGGACGCGUCCCUCCGGCCCCACGCGCCGCCCCGCCGCGACCUCAUGAGCCGCGACGGCGGCGGCGCCAGCACAGCGGCCGCCGCGGCCGCGGCCGCGCGCGCCGCAGAGGCGGCAGACCUGGGAGCGCUCCAGCGAGAGCAGCUGGCGGCGGGCCGAUACGCUGAGGCCGCGCGCACCGAGAAGCGCCUGGGAGAGCUAAAAAUGGCUGCGGAGCAGCAGGCGCUCGAGGAGCUGCGCCUGCGCCAGGCCUCUGAGCUGUCGUCCCUGCGUCAGCAGUUCCAGGAGGAGGGCGCCGCGUUCGCCUCCGCAUGGGACGCGGAGAUGCGCCAGUUGGCGUCCGCCGCGGCGGCGGCGGAGCAGGCCCAGAUGGAGCGGUGCCUAAAUGAUCUGGCCGAGGUCAAGGCUGCGCCUACCACCACGCCGCGCGCCACGUUCCGCGCGUCGCCGGCGCUGCUGAACCUGCGGCGCGUCCAGGCGGCGCUCGUGCAGCAGCGGCAGUUCCUCAAAGCGCAGCAGGUCCAGCAGCAGGCCGACGAGAUGCAGGCUGCAGAGAUGGGCGCGCAGGCGGCCGCGGCGGACGCGCGGCAUCGGGUGGACGAGGCCAAGCUGGCGGCGCGGCAGGCGAAGGAGCAGGAGGCCCUGGCUCUCAGGCUGACGAUGGCUGAGAGCGAGGCCAAGCUGCGGCGGCAGGACGAGAUGCAAAGGAUGACGCGGCGGCAGCAGGCACUGUGGCAGGCGACCGAGCGCAGCCAUGCCCGCGAGCGCCUGCAGCUCGAGUCAGCCCUGCGGGGCACCCUGGGCAUAAAGCGGCCCACAAACCUGCUGGCCCUUCCCUCUAUUGGUACCUCCAUCGCCGCCACCACGCUGCUGAGCAGCCCGAAGACCGUCGCGGCCGCGCCCCAGCUGCAAUGGGAUGCGCCGCUGCCGCAGCAGCAGCUGCAGCAGCUGCAGCAGCUGCAGCAGCAGCAGCCGGGGCGCGCCACGACGCCGGUUGGCGGGAGCCCUGCGGCGGGCGGGUCCGUGAGUCGCAGCGGCGGUACGCUGGCCGCGACACAGCCACAGAAGGGCGCAGGCGCCGGCGGCCGAGGCCGCGGAACAGCGUCACUUGCCGCCCCGCGCGCCAGCGGCACGCACCGCCUGGCAGCGCCCGGAGCCGCGACCGGCCAUUGGGCCCUCAGCAGCACCGCCGCCGCGCCCGCGACAGAGGAUCUCGCCGACUCGUUCUUCGGCGGGACUGUGUCGCGCGGCGCAAGCGGCAUCACCAUGGCGCAAGAGGCUGGCGCGCCCCCAUGGCCUCCGCUGGUCGGCGCCGCAGCCGGCGAGCCAGGCACCAGCCGCGGCGACAACAGUGAUGGCCGGCCCGGUGGCCUUUCGCAGCAUGCGGGGCCGGUGCACCUCGGCCGCCCAGUGACAAGGCAGGCGCCGGCCGGCCGCAGCGGCUCCGGGGGCCCCGCGCAGCCGCUGUCUGGGGUAGAUGGCGGCAGCAGCAGCGGCAGCUCUCGAGACAAUGGUGUGACGAGGUUGCCCUCUGAUGGCGGGGGGGAGCAGGCAUCAACCCUGACGGCCGCCUCAGAGCACGCCCAGCAGCACUGCAACGUCGAUGUGCGGCAGGUGGAGGGGCAGCAGCUUCCGCCCGACUUCAUGCCCUGGCGGGGGGCGGUGUCUGUGUUCAACACUCUAGAGCCGGAGCCGCUGCUACAGGCGCUGUGCCUGGAGGGGUCACACGCGGCCGGCGAGGGGGAGGCGGGGGACGAGGGGGAGGCGGGGCCGGCGGAGGGGCUGCAGCAAGGGCUGGGCGGGGAGGAGCGCCAGGGGCAGCAGCAUGAGCAGGAGGAGGACUGGCAGGAGCGGUGGCAGCAGGACAGAUAG